UUCUUCAGUCAUGAAGCAAAUAUCCCAGCAGUCAUCAUCCCUCCAGGCAAUGAGUGAUGAGGCCCUCAGAUGGAUGGACGUUGCCCUCUCGAAGGCCGAGGACUCCCUGAGAGCUGGGGAAGUGCCUGUAGGUUGUCUCUUUGUAUACGAGGGGGAGAUAAUCGCCACUGGCAAUAACAGAGUCAACGAGACUCGAAAUGCCACUCGUCAUGCUGAGAUUAAUUGCAUCGACGACGUUCUUGAUUUCUGCAAGGCAAGGGCUCUCGACUACAAGGACGUCUUCAGUAAUCUUGACGUAAUUGUGACUGUGGAGCCUUGUGUUAUGUGUGCAGCUGCUCUCCAGGAGCUCAAAGUACGGAGCAUCGUCUACGGGUGCAAUAAUGAUCGCUUUGGGGGAUGUGGAAGUGUCUUCGAGGUCUCCAGCAUUUACGAGGAUGGAGUUAAGGUGACGGGGGGCGUCAAGGCCGAGGAAGCCAUGAAACUUCUCAAGGAAUUCUACAAGGGAACAAAUCCCAAUGUUCCUGUUGAGAAAAUGGGAAAGGGCAGGAAGAAGAGAGGGAAAAAAUCCUCUGGUGUUAAGGACGAUGUGCAAUAGAUUUUAGAUUAGAUUUAGUUAAAUAUACUUUCAAUCAUGCUAUACAUUCAUUAGGAAAUUAAGCAAUACUUUUGUAUUUCAUGAAUUUAUAUAAAUAUUUGU
This is a messenger RNA of Fopius arisanus, 697 nucleotides long. RefSeq names its product tRNA-specific adenosine deaminase 2. Bases 11 to 595 code for a protein of 194 amino acids. The transcript has a single exon. Lineage: Eukaryota; Metazoa; Arthropoda; Insecta; Hymenoptera; Braconidae. The record is from RefSeq and is a predicted model, not a curated record. Gene Ontology annotation, cellular component: cytoplasm; nucleus. Gene Ontology annotation, biological process: tRNA wobble adenosine to inosine editing. Gene Ontology annotation, molecular function: tRNA-specific adenosine-34 deaminase activity.